UCUCUCUCAAAAUAAUUGCAAAUGCUGAAAUGAGAGAAGAAAGAUAAUGUUCAGAUAAAAUGAAAACUGCAAAUUUUGAGGGACUGAAUGGAAAGACAGUGGAGAAAGAUAUGAUCACUGUGAGCACUCUUGAUGCAUGAUCAGCAAGUUUUUGAGAAAAGUCUUCUGUUGAUUUUCAAUUUGUCUGUGUAUUGGAGGAGAGUAUAUGUUUAAGAUUGAGGAGCAAAGGUAGAAUAGAAUCCCCUUGAUUGAGAGAUCAGUUACUAUAGGACAUAACUUUCUGCUCCUUAUCUUAAAUCUUAGAGGAGAUAUGAGGCAAAACCUUUUCACCCAGAGGAUGGUGGGAAUCUGGAGGUCACUGCCUACAAGGGUGGUAGAAGCAGAAACCGUCAAACGUUUAGGAACUAUCAUGAUGGAAUAGUGGAGCAGACUCAAUGGGCCGAAUGGCUGAUUCCUGCUAUGUAUUAUGGUCAUGCAAGGCUUUGGGCCAAAUGGUGGAAAAUUGAAUUAGAAUAAUUAGGUGGUUUUUGACCAGUGUGGACGUGAUGGGCCAAAGGGUGUUUUCUUUUCCUGUGUUGUAGAUGUCUAUGACUAUGAUUGCUGACUUCCUUUAACUCUUGCUGUACCCAGUUGCUGGAAUUUCGUAUCAUUAACUUGACAAGCGAAGGUCUGAAAUAGCACUUGAGUGCUGAUGUGACAAUUGAAUUUAAGUACAAACAUAGCCUGUGAAUAGUUCCAUAUAGUAUAUAGUUCUCAUUCAGGUGUACAUUGAUCUACUGUUGGACAGUAAUGUGCUGUUUGGUACUUAAUUUCAGCACCUAUGCCAUAUGAUAAAUAUAGCAUUACCGUUUACCUAUUUCACUCUUGAGUACCAAUGACAGCAUGAUUCUUGUUCUUUAAAUCAAUGGAUACUAGUUUACAGGAAAGCUUAGCACAAUGGUUAAAGUGUAUUCUGAGGGUGCAUCAUGCCUUGUGUCUUUGUACUUUUAUCGUAUUUAAGUUGCCAUUUUGUUGCUCCUGCCUCCAAGCUAACUGAUCAGCGUUUGGCAAUAUGUUCAUCCAGCUCUACACCUUGUUAUCUAAGUUUACCACAAGUUCAUUUCUGGAGAGAAAGUUCACAUCCAGUGUUCCCAGUUUUCAUUGAAAAUCGCAAUGCUCUCCUGUAAAUAUGGUAUAAAUUCUAUGAAGUAUUGACUGAAUCACCAUAAUUAGGAGGAGGUUAGGCACCCUUUCUAAAUAAUCAGCAAACAUUAUUGCAAUUUUUGAAAAACGUGGAUGUAAUCAAAGGCCUUAAAAUGCCGAUAAAUGUUCUGAAUAUCUGUGGCAGAAAAAUAGACUUUGAAUUAUUUGGCUAAUGUGUAAACCAUGUUUUUUUUUUGGAAUGGUGAUGUAGUACUAUCUACAUUUAAAGACCCAAAUUUAUAUAGCGCUUUUCACGCCAACUGAGCAUCUCAAAAUAUUCAAAAAUAUUUUGAAUAGUAGUCACUGUUGUAAUAUCAGAAAUAUGGCAGUUGGUCUGCACACAGCAAGCACCCACAAAUGGGAAAGUGAUUGCGGCCAGAUAAUUUUUUUUGUGUGAUUGUUGACUGAGGGAUAAGUAUUGACCUGAACACAGGAGAAAACUCCCUGGCUGUUCUUCAAAAUAGUGUCAUCUGUUUUUUAACCACCUGAGAGGGCAACCAGGGUCUCCGUUUAAUGUCUCAUCUGAAAGACCAAACCUCUAAUUGUGCAGCACUCCCCCAGUACUGCACUGGAAUGUCAACUUUAAUUAUUGUGCUUAAGUCCAAGAGUACAACUUGAACCUGAAAAAUUUGUUGCUUCUUAUAAUACAAUGUUAAAUUUAAUUGUUUAUUUACGGUCUAUUAUCAGAGUUAAUUUGGAACUCUCUUCCAUGAAGGCCAAUUGAUGCUAGAGCAGUUGUUAAAUUUAUCUAUCUUGGACUAAAAUUUUGUUAAGCAAAGAUAUAUUAAGGGAUUUGAACUAAAGGCAUGUCUUUGAAGUUAGACCACAGAUCUGCCAUGAUCUCAUUGAAUGGCUUCCUGUUCCUAUAAUCAACUGGCCCUAGUUUUGAUCAUUUUGAGGUGACCUGUUACAUUUUCACAUUUCGCUAUAACUGAUACCUUAUACACACUUUUAUACUGCUAUUAAUGAAGCUGAUCUACAGAAUAGGCCCUAAAAACUGUCAGCAGAAUCCUAACUCUAUCCAGAUAUCAAGGAUGUCAGACCUGUCAUCUGAGGCAUGACCUCAAUCUCAGCCAGCCAAGUUACUGGAAGAAUUGACAUGAGGUCUUAGUCUUUCUGUUUGGAUUCAGCAUGUAUACGUCCCUUCUACUUUAUUCAGUUAUGAUUUUUAACUGAGAUUGUUGUAUUUUUGAAAGAAUUAAUAGCUUGCAUAUCAGAGGAACAUAUUUCAGUAAAUAGCACCAAAUACACUAUUGGAGUAUUAAUUUAAAACAUAAUCAAGCAGUCCUGCAAUUAAAACAGAAAUUGAAUAUUCAAUUUAUACUUGACAGCCAUGCUGCCAUUUUAAGUACAACAGCAGGGGGCAGUUGUGUGUGUCAUCAUCGUACACAGGGUACUGUUGACGACAUACGUUUGGAGCCUGUUUCAACCAGCAGUUUCACUCUGCAGUAGGGGCAACGAAAGACGCAAAUGGUAGAUGUGAUAGCUGUGUUUAUAUUUUUAUUGAAAAUAUGAAAUAAGUGCAUGAGCCUUCAUUUAUAGUUCAGCUUCACUUUUCAUAAGAGUAUUCUACAAUGAUUUAUUUUUGUGAUAGAAAUUAUAUUUUCAUGGGCACGAUCUCUCAUUUGUUAUGAUGUCAAGACUGAAAUUCUGUUUUUUCAUCUGUGGAAUCUAUGAUUGAAAUAAUGCCAGGCUCGGUGAAAGUAUUAUAUCUUGAUUAAAAAGGGGCCUACAUGAAAUGAGUUUGUGAAUGAGUUCAAAGCAAAAGACUGCCCAGUAUUCAGAAAAAGGAGCCCAAAAGGAAGAUACUAAACAAAGACCCCGUAUGCAUUCUCAGGGUCUAAAUAUGGAACUGGCUAAUCAUGGUCUAAUCCUGCUACAACAACUCAAUGCCCAGCGAGAAUUUGGCUUCUUAUGUGACUGCACAGUGGCUAUAGGUGAUGUCUAUUUCAAAGCACACAAGGCAGUGCUUGCCUCUUUCUCCAAUUACUUCAAAAUGCUAUUCAUCCAUCAAACCAGUGACUGUGUCCGUCUGAAACCAACUGAUAUUCAGCCAGAUAUCUUUAGCUACCUCCUGCAUUUAAUGUACACUGGGAAAAUGGCUCCCCAGAUCAUUGAUCCUGUCCGUCUCGAGCAGGGAAUUAAGUUCCUACAUGCAUACCCACUGGUACAGGAAGCCAGCUUAGCCAGCCACGGAGCAGUUCCUCGUCCCGAUCAGGUUUUCGCCUGGACAUCGUCACUGUAUGGCAUCCAGAUUGCAGAUAAUCAAACCACGUCUCAGAGUAGGUUAUCAGCUACAGAAAAGUCUUGUCGAGAGCCCAGGUCACAUGUUCAUCCUUCUCGGAUGGAGCAAGAACGAGGUGCAGAAGCUAACCAGCAGCAUCCCCAGGGUGCACAGAUUCUUCAGCCUUCUCAACAUAUUGGGCAGUCAUCUGCAGCAACUUCAGGGACACAACAAGGCUUGAUUUCUGCAACUGGCCCCCCAGCAGCUGAAGAACGAUGCGAAAAUAUCCCUGUAUUAGACGGGCAGCCAGGAAUACAUGCAAUAGCUCAUGUUAAACCCAGUAUUAUGAAAAGGAACAGUGGUUUUCCCAAGUUUUAUGUCUGUCAUCUUUGUGGUAGAAGGUUCACUCUACGAAGCAGCCUACGUGAGCAUCUGCAGCUCCACACAGGAAUGUCGCUUCCAGUUACCAACCCAGCAGGAAUGAAUAUGCUAGGACAAUUGGUAGAACCUGGGAAACCUACAAAAGAUUCUGAGGAAAUACCUGAAGCAGAAGUAAUUAGUGAUGGUGAACUACAGCAGAAAAAUGAUUCACCAAUGGCAGAUGGCCAACUGCAAGCUGAAACACCACCCCCAUCAGACAUUGCAGACAUUGACAACAUAGAGCUAGGGGAUCAAGAUAGGGAAGUGAAAAGGCGAAAAUAUGAAUGCUCCAUCUGCGGACGUAAAUUCAUCCAGAAAAGUCAUUGGCGAGAGCAUAUGUAUAUUCACACAGGCAAACCGUACAAGUGUAGUACCUGUGAUAAAACAUUCUGUAGGGCCAACCAGGCUGCCAGGCAUGUGUGCCUUAACCAGAAUUCUGAUACUUAUAUGAUGGUGGAUAAUAAGCAAGCAAUGCUUACUGAAGGUUCCUCUGAAGAAACAAGUCAGUCACUAAUGGAUCCAGUGUACCUAGCAACAAACCAAUCAAACCAGUCCUACAAGUGCAAUCUGUGUGAUAAAAGCUUCUCGACUGCUAGUGAAGCUGUUCGGCAUUCAUGUCAAAACCAAAACUCUGAUACCUUUGUUUUGAUGGAAGGCCAACCAGCAGUUCAAGGAGAAGGCUCUUCAGAAGCUUGUGAAGUGACAGAAGUGAGCCAGUCAUUGUCAGAAACAGUGCAUAACGUGGAAGAUGGUCAAGCUGUUUUAGUAGAAUGAAAACUCUGUUCAUUUACACACUUUUCAAUGUGUUUCUUAUGUACAAUUUAAAACUGAGUUCUUAAAUAUGAGGAUGUUAAAAGUUUAUUUUCUAAAUUAGAUCUAAGCUUUCUUCUCUGGUAAAAGCAUGUCAUUCAUUAUCCAAGGAUCUUGUUACUUUUAAAAUGAAAAUUCAGGUGGCAUCAUUGUAUCAGUCAGUGUUUGCACUAGAAUUCAGACUAGCCCCUGUCAAUCAUGAGCUGCUUCAGGACCAGGUUAGUAUAUAAAAAAAAUCAAUGUGCAUUGUUCUUUACUUGUGCUGGCGUUGCCUAAUGAGUACAUCCUUUGCAAAGUAGGAAAUUAAAUCACGCUAUUCCAAAUGCAUAGAAGUUAUCACAUAUUUAUAUGCCUCACCAGGCUACUUUCUGCUUAGCGUCCCUGAACCAACUACAGUCUCAAAGAAAUGAAUAAACUCCUGUUGUGUUCUGUGGAUGUGUACUCAAACUAAAAGUUUCCUGAUUUGAAUGAAACAUUGGUGACUGACAGUUUCAAGGAGUCACAGUGCAGCAGUUGACAUUUUGUAAUUAAGUUUAAAAACUCCUGUUUUCUCAAAAGAGAUGCGAGAGGUGUUGAUAAAUGUUGUUAUGCUUCACUAAUUAUCAACUAAUCACUGAGUAUAUCCCAACUGUUGGUAGUGUAUUGCUGCAAAUAAUGAAUCAUAAACAAUAAACAGACAGAACAUGGCAUUGCUGAACCAAUAAUGAAUCCGGUGUAUGGGUAUACCCUGGGUGAAGUCGACAUAUGACUAAUUUGUUGAAUAACAAUUCCGUCAAUGUUAUUGGCAAAGAAAGAUGGAUGAACCUGGGAGGGUGAAAGUAUUGCAGUAACUCCUAUGUCAACUAGAAUGCCCUUCUAAUGAGUGAAUCAUAUAUAUGAAAAGUAUUUCAUAAUUAGAACUUGCUUGAUAUGGUAUUAAAUGCAAAUUGCUCACAUUUGGAAAUUUUGUUUCUUAGAUAUUCGAGACCUGUUUUCCAGUGUGAUAGAACAAAGUAGUGCUCUGGUGCUCCACGUUCUUCCCUACUCACUUGUAUAAUCUUGUUUUUAAAUGUUCAGUGUAAAUCUGAAUAUAACUUUUACCUCACUUAUUUGCAAUUUGCUCCUUGACAUGUCUGUGUAAUUUGCUUUGAAGAGUAGGAAUGGGGGGGUGACUAUCAGAGUACGUCUAUGCAUGCUGACUUCAAAGUACAGUAGUAGUAUUUGUAACUUUAACUUGUUUUACAGAAAUAGUAAUUGCAUUAUUUAUUCUGUGUGGUAUGUCUUUUAUACAUUUUAGAGUUUUUAAUAAAUACUGGAAAAAAAAUUCAAAGUUGAAGAAUAGGAUCCCUUAAUGAAAAACAUGUAUUCUUUUAUCAUUUCCAGAUUAACUAUAUCGAAAAUUUGUAAUCUGUUUUAAAACAAAAUUGCAGUAACAUUGCUGUCUGAUGGUGGAAAGGGAGGUCUCUGCUGCAAAAAUAAACUGUCAUAUUUGGCUUCUUCAGAAUAUUUACCAAGUGUUCACAUGUACCAAAAAUGUCAGCACUUGUCCUGUAUUAUUCGUGUUGAAAUUUACUUUUUCCCCACGUAGUUGCAUUCGCAACAUUGAACUGGACUGGAGCAAAGGUGACAAUUUUUUAAUGCCCUGUUACAUUGAUGAUAAAUGAAUUUUAAGAAAUAUGCUUGCAAUUUUUUUUACAGUUAGACAGUUUUAAUUUGCUGAUUAGCAUAUAUACUAAUACAAUUCAGUACUGUUCUAGUUGGAUUAGUUAGUACCAAUAGUGUUGAGUGCUAUUGUCGUAAACAUGCACUAAAACCACUCUGAAGUACACGUGAAUAAACAUGAAACUCAAACAAAACGACCAAUUUUAAUGAAAGGGUACACCAGAUUGGUACAUUGGGAGCUGUUAAUUAUAAAUGCUAGUGUUACAAGAAACAUUGAACCCCAACAUGUUUUGUUUUACUGUUUAUUAUUUGUAGUUUUAUGUCUAUGUAGUUAUUUAACCACUUGUUGCUCAGUAAGUCCCGAGAUAUAUAAAAGUAUUACUUUCAGAAUUCUAAAACACGUUCGUGAAAUUUCGAGAAAUAAUGUAUGUAAAUUGCUCUGUUGUUACAAGUUUCAUAUAGACUUAGAAUCAAUAUUUGAAAUAAAGUUCAACUGCCUUAAAAUACUUAAAAGCAUAACCAUGAUACUCAGUGUCAAAUCUAUUAUUUGCAUUUUCAAAUAAAGUGUAGUUUUUUUUUAAAUCAGUAUUUUGUAAAGUUUGUUUCAAAAAGAGAAUAUAAUGUAGUUUAGUCUUGUAAAAUGAGUCCCAUGUGAGGAAAGUACAUUCCUUUUGUUAUAAUGAACAAUAAAUAAUACACUGUAAUAUUCUUGACCAAAUCAAAUUGAAGUUGACCAGUUUAAUUGGAGAAAUAAACGUUUCUUUUGGCCCCCUUUCAAUCUUUUAAGAUUUUCUAAUUGUGUUUUUGAAUAUGUUGAUCGCAGAGUCAAACUUUACUUGAAUUUCAAAUUGCAGGAGUUUGGAGCAUUGUUUUCUGUGAUGUCGUCUGCAGUUGCUCUCCUUACCAACAUUGUCAGAAUUUGAAAUGCAUUGUACAGUGUUGCCUUUUUUUUUGUGUAAUUUUUAAUUUGCUGCUUGAAAGCUAACCAGUUCACUGUAUAGUUGGAAGCCUUAUUUGACAAAACAUACAUGCAAAUUCCUUAUUCCUUGCUGUAUACAGUAAUAGACUACAGCUUAGUUGGAAAAGAGUUGUGUGUGUCUUGUUGACUAAGCCACAGCUCUAAAUUUUAGCCUUACAUUUUCAAUGACUUGCCAUUGUGUUUAGUCCUAAAUACACAAACUGAAUACACAUCGCACCUGUAUUUGUCUUUAUUCCAUGCCACAACUUUACUGUUAAAGUAAAAAAUUUUGUUAGUCAAUAUCUGUAUAAUGUGUGAUACAACGCUACCGAUACCAAAGACUUGAAUAAAACGAGCUUGGUAGGAACUGGAAA
Molecule: messenger RNA, 7609 nt
Organism: Rhincodon typus (whale shark)
Lineage: Eukaryota; Metazoa; Chordata; Chondrichthyes; Orectolobiformes; Rhincodontidae
Product: zinc finger and BTB domain-containing protein 2
Exons: 4
Coding region: 2933-4600 (555 amino acids)
Biological process (GO): regulation of transcription by RNA polymerase II
Cellular component (GO): nucleus
Molecular function (GO): protein binding; RNA polymerase II cis-regulatory region sequence-specific DNA binding; DNA-binding transcription factor activity, RNA polymerase II-specific
Source: RefSeq, a predicted model, not a curated record